This is a messenger RNA of Gongylonema pulchrum, 842 nucleotides long. The record is from the annotation of a GenBank genome assembly. Lineage: Eukaryota; Metazoa; Nematoda; Chromadorea; Rhabditida; Gongylonematidae.
UUGGUUCUCGCCUCUAAAUGUUUCGGAUUUUGUAGGGAUGCGACGUAUUCGUGUUUGGAUUGCGGACAGAAAUUUACCCUGCAAACAUAUAAAAGCCACAUAAAGUGCUUAUCCGAAAACAAAAAAUACGGUGGGAGCAAAUAUGUCGAAAAAGAAAACAAAGUAAUUUUUUAUGUGAAUGAAAUGGCUUUCACACGCGGCGAGGUGAAGCAAAGCCGUUGGGUUGAACAGGUGGAACGAGCAAUAGAGAAUGUGCGGGAACCGAGCUUAAAAAAACUUCUUGAGCAAAUCCUUGGCUAUGCCAAUAUACCGAGAAAAGAAGCAAAAUUUAUCAAUUUCCUGCAAAACUCAAGAAACAUUAGGGAUCGAGACAUCUGUACCAGGGCAUGGAAUUGCAUAGCAGAAGAAGCUAAAAAGAUGCAAAAUGGGACGACUAUGGAACAAAGUAAUAAUCGUAGUGAAGCUAACAACCAAUGCGACAUGGAAGUUUCAUCAAAUGCGGAGGAAAAAUUACGAAGCAAUGCUCAUAAAGAAGAGCAAAAUUCAGAAGAAAAGGCUGAGGUGAGUUUCAGUUCCAGCCGAGUGGUAUUUAUCGUUUCUGGUCAAGCAGCAACAAGUAAUGGUGUGAAGAAAUUCAAAUGGAAACGUGCCAUUAAACGUAAAUUGGAAGAAGCAAAAGACAAUGAAAUGAAGGUGAAACGAUUGAGAAGCGAAGUGAUCAAGUGCUUUUUGGAGACGAACGGAGACAGCAGCAAUGACGUGGAUUUGAAAGCGAUUUUUAGUGAUAAGCUUCAGAAACUUGGAUUGCAAAUUCACGACAAAAAAGUGCGCUUGAAAUAAUG